AUGGGUGCUGAACCCAAGCCGGAUGCAAGAGUGGCCCCGUUUACCAGCAUUCCCAGUGACACACUGGAUGGGGCUGAGCCUCCCACCUCUGAAACUCUGGGUACAUGUGAACCAGAUACUGAGAACAUCCUAGACACCUCUCACAUUACCCUCACCCCAGCCUUAGUUAUUUCAUCCAAAACAGAAAUCCCCACCAUCCACCAGGCGUAUUCGAAGAUCAGUGACAGCAUCACCGUAGAGUGGGCUACGGUGCCGGGGGCCACCAGCUACCUGCUUACGGCCGAAGAUGGGGACACGGUCAUUGAGACCACCGUGGCCAGCUCUCCGGGCACCGUGACAGGCCUGAAGGCCGCGACCUUGUACCAAAUCACCAUCCGAUCCAUCAGCGCCGCCGGGAGAAGCCAGGCAUCGUCGCCAAAGCAGGCGAAGACAGUAUUGGCUGCACCCAUUCUGGAAGCGAGCUCUCCGGGUCCAGACUCCAUCCUGGUGCGCUGGGACGCUGUGUACAUGGCGAUCGGCUUUUCGGUGUCCAUUAUGCGAGCCAAUGGCUUGGGCAGGAUGUGGAAAGAGAACACCACGGACACCUCUCUGACCUUCCGCAGCCUGGAUGCUGGGACCCUGUACACCAUAAAGGCCUACGCGUGGAAUGCCAACGGAGUCCCUGGCGAUGACUCCAGCUGCAAUCAGAGAACAAGUCCUCGUGCCCCUGCCAACAUCCAGGUCUCUCUUGACAGUGGGGCUCUACAGGCGUCUGUUUCGUGGGCACCAACAGAAGGCGCUGUCAACUACACCGCCUUGGCUCUGAGCGGCUCCUCCCUGCGCAGCUGCACUGCGACUUCGGGUUCCUGUAGCAUCUCUUCCCUGCGGUGCGGAGCUGAGUACCGGAUCUCCGUUUUGGCAAGUAACGAUGCCGGGUCCAGCAGGUCCACCUCAGCCGUGACCCUGAAGACUGUUGCUUGCGCACCUGGAAGAGUGACGAUCCAAGAAGAUGCCCCGGGUCACUUGGCCGUGGCUUGGUCCAGCGUGGAUCUGGGUGACUACUAUGUGGCUUUCGUAAAGAGUGACGACGGUCUGGAAGUCCACUGCAAUACAUCUCUCACCCAGUGCAACUUCUUAUCUGAGUGUGGUUUCACGUACUUUAUUAGUGUUUUUGCCUAUAACAAGGCCGGCCAGAGUCCUUUGGGGGAUGUAUUCAAUUAUACCACAGCUCCCUGUUGUCCAAGUGACAUUAACGCCGUGUCGGUGUCCAGCGACAGAGUCGAGAUCGUCUGGUCUCCUGUCCGUGGUGCCGAACUCUAUGAAACCAAGGCCGUGGCUAGGUCCAGCAUGGUGGAGUGCAGUGACACUGCUCCUGCCUGUACCCUGUCAGCUCUGGAGUGUGACACCAAGUACAACGUCACAGUGUACUCCUUCAGUGAGGCCCGGGGCAGCAAUCUGUCAUGCCCCUCCCACGUCAUCAGCACAGCUCCUUGCAGUCCUGAAAUAAAAACCAUUACAAAGGAUGCCUUCUCCAAGGUUAGUGUGCACUGGCGAGCGGCUAACGACGGUGCCACGUACACGGUCACGGCCCAGGGGAAGAAGGGAGUGUAUCAGUGCACCAGCGCGGGAGAGGCCUGUGCGAUGCGGGGCCUGCCCUGUGGCUCAUGGUUCUCUGUCACUGCUGUGGCCGAAACUCAGGCAGGGAAGAGCCUGCCCAGCUACAGUGUGCCCCUAGAGACAGUCCCAUGCUGCCCUUCUGGUCUGAUGGUAGCUCAGGUCACCCAGUCGGUAGUCAACGUGAGCUGGACUGUUGGGACGGUGGCCCAAACCUAUGUAACCAUUCUGGAUUCACACGUGGGUCACUCUAAGUGUCACACCCACCGCAACUACUGCCUCCUGGGAUGCAUCACCUGUGGCAUCAACUACACAGUGGCAUUAAAAGCGAUGAGUCCCACUGGGCUCACUGCAGACUGCGCCUUCCAGAGUUAUUCCUCCAGUGCCUGCUGCCCUUUGGGGGUGAAAUUAUACAGGUUGGGUCUUAAUGGCAUCCGGAUCUACUGGCAAGCCUCUAGGGGCUCUGCCAAUUACAGCACUGACCUCUAUGGUUCCAAAGGCAUUUUCACGUGUGUCCCAAGUGCUGGCCUCAGUUUCUGUGAUGUCACCGAGAUACCCUGCGGGGAUGUGUAUACCGUCAUGGUCUCACCAGUUGCUGAAACGGGUCUGAAGCUUACUUUCUGCCCCAAGAAAAUAUAUUCAGUUACCUGCUCUGGAAGUACACUUGGAAUGGCAGCCUUCCGCCAGGGGACGCCAGACCGCUCCCGGCAUUCCACCCGCACUGCACUGCACUGCGCAGCCUCCGUCUAG
Jaculus jaculus (lesser Egyptian jerboa) is the source of this 2343-nucleotide messenger RNA. RefSeq names its product fibronectin type III domain containing 7 (gene Fndc7). Lineage: Eukaryota; Metazoa; Chordata; Mammalia; Rodentia; Dipodidae. The record is from RefSeq and is a predicted model, not a curated record. The transcript has 12 exons. Gene Ontology annotation, molecular function: protein binding. The coding region runs from base 1 to 2343 and encodes 780 amino acids.